AUGUGGGAGAUGCUCCGAGCUGUUUUAAUGGAAGACCAUCCUAUCCAGCGAAUCAGUGAUCCGGGCGAUUUCCACUUCACCGUGCCCAACCCAUUUCCUCCACUUGAGCCUAUGGACAAAACUCGGAGGUCACACUUGGAAAUCAUUGUCGACUCCGACACCGUCAAAAAGACUUCAGAACCGCUGGCCAAAUUGAUGGGGUCAGUCGACGGAGGUACCAUGUUGCUGGAGGAAGAUCAUGUCGGUUCAAUGUUCGUUCUCCUCGCGAUCGUUCACGGGCGCCCUCUGAACAUCCUACCAGCCAAAAUUUCAAUCAGCGAGCUUCAGAGCCUGGUCCGCCACGCAGACAAGUAUGGCCUCGUCCACCGUCUGGGAACGCACCUCAAGAGGUGGAUGCCCAAGCAAGAGGAAUGGACGGACCCUCAGCUUUGGGACGAUACUGCACACACCGCCUGGAUUGCCAGCACAAUCGGCGCGAAAGAUAUCUACGAACAAGUGAUUGCUCGCCUCGCCAUCAAGUACACUAAUGUACCUUCCAAGAACCAUCUGGUAAAUCGCUGGUCUGAUAGUGUAAGAAUCUAUAAAACAGUUCAAGUUGACGUAGAGAAAUUCCGCCAAAAAGGCAUGGUGGUCGUGAGACAAAAGCUUAAGGAUUUUCAUGACAAUGCCUCAGAGAACAAAAAUUGUCAAAAGGAGCAAGCAACCGCAGAAGAACGCGAGAAAUGCAAUUUCAAGAUCGCCAGCUCCUUCAAACAUGCCAUCAAGGCAGCUGGACUUGAGUUCGCAAGCUUCUUUGAGUACACAGGAGACGGAGAUGGGACACUUAAGUCAACAUACCCACUUCCUGGCACCCCCCUGUUUCUGGCACCCACAAAAACGCGAAAAUCCACCACAACCCAAUGCCCACCCCCAACCUCCUUUUAUCACAACAUUUUCAAUUCGCGUCCAAAUGGGCUCAUCUUUUGCACAUGUCUUCUUCUAUAUAUAAUGCCUCAAUAUACCGAAGAUCAGCUUCGUCAGGCUCUCGAGGA
This is a messenger RNA of Colletotrichum tamarilloi, 1031 nucleotides long. RefSeq lists its product as uncharacterized. The annotation marks the transcript as partial. The transcript is spliced from 2 exons. The record is from RefSeq and is a predicted model, not a curated record. NCBI's taxonomy places the organism in Eukaryota, Fungi, Ascomycota, Sordariomycetes, Glomerellales, Glomerellaceae.